GAGAGAGAGAGAGAGAGACAGAGAGAGAGAGAGAGAGUCAGAGAGAGAAAGAGAGAGACAGAGAGAGAGAGGAGUACACUGCUGAGGGAGCCUGUCUGCUGUCACACGUGUCUGCCCUCACCUCCUCUGUACUCUAGCUUCACAGGAGACAUACUGCACUCAUCACAUCUGGACCUACAGGACGUCUAUGAGAUCUGGCCUCUCAAUCUCUACACCUCUUUUCUGAUGAACCUAAUCUACAAAGAAUCUGCUCCAAAUACAAAGCCUUCCGAGGGAAACUCCAUGGCAGAGAGGUUGUGGAAACACUUGGAAAGAACACAAUGAUGCAUGCUGUAUGAAGUGGAAGAAUAUCUUUCCUGGGGGGGAAAUGGUGUGUUUGAAAGGCACUCUACGGUGCUCAUCGUAUCCACACUCUACGGGGCUCAUCGUAACCACACUCUACGGGGCUCAUCGUAUCCACACUCUACGGGGCUCAUCGUAACCACACUCUACGGGGCUCAUCGUAACCACACUCUACGGGGCUCAUCGUAACCACACUCUACGGGGCUCAUCGUAACCACACUCUACGGGGCUCAUCGUAUCCACACUCUACGGGGCUCAUCGUAUCCACACUCAAGGUCAGUUCCUGGCUAAGGAAAAAGGAAAUCCUUGUGCUCUGUGGGAUGAGAGUUCAACUGUGGUGCAUUAGCUGAUCCUUCAUCAUCUCCCCCUCCACCUGCUCCCCCCUUUCAUCAUCGACACACUAUGUGGAUGUUAUCUUUAGCCGUAUGGAUUCUCAAUGUCACAAAUCUCACUCAUGGAUAUGACUAUGAUGAGUAUUACCCAGGCGAGGAGGAAACCAAGGCCCCGCUGGUUGGGGAGGGACUCAGUGAUUUAGACACAGUGUCCAAUGUGGACGAGCUGGUGGAGCUGUUGUACCCAGAGUACAGUCUGGUGCAGCAUUGCCUACGUAGGAAAACCCAGCGCACCUCCACUCCUCUCCAUCCUGAAGACGACGUCUGGGCCUGGGGCAAGCCCAGGGAGGGGGCACUGUACAAGUCUGACGACGGCACCUUUGACGUUAUUCUGGAGGAGAUCCAGCGUACCAUGUGCAGUCCUCGGGAGGUGUGUCUGGAGGUGUCUAAAGAGUACCCAGAGAGCACCCGUCACUUCUACAUGCCUCGCUGUGUGUCUGUGCACCGCUGUGGGGGCUGCUGUACCCACGAGGGUCUGUACUGCACCAACACCAGCCAUACUUACAGCAACAAGACGCUGUUGGAGAUGACUCACCGUGAACACUCUGUGGUGAUGGUGGCGUUCAUCAACCACACAUCCUGUGAGUGUCUGUCCAAGAGGCCCCAGCACUCUGUCAUCAGGAGGGCUGCUGCAGCCCACCUCACCGUGUGUUCUCCGCCAGAUGUUCUCUGCAGUACAGGACUGGUCUGGGACCCCACCAGCUGCCUGUGUGUUCCCAUGGACACAAGCUUCUUCUCUGAGAGAGAGCUGGGACCCCUGGAGUCGGCCUUGCUGGCGCUGUGUGGCCCCAACAAAGUCCUGGACGAGGACAGCUGUGAGUGUGUGUGUGAGAACGGUCUGACAGAGGCCAGCUGUGGGCCGGGCUGGCGUCUAGACCAGGCGUCCUGUGAGUGUCUCUGUGAGGACCAGCCCGCCCCGGGGACCUGCCCUCCCAACCAACGCUGGGACCCAGAGCUGUGUGGCUGUGUGUGCCGGGCAGAGUGCCCCCGUAGCCAGCCUCUCAACCCAGAGACGUGCCUGUGCCAGUGCAGGGAUAGCCCUCAGACCUGCCUGCUAGAGGGCAAGAGGUUCAACGCACACAACUGUAGCUGUUACCGGCUGCCCUGCAGAAAGCCACACAACAGCUGUCCAACAGGCUUCUACUACAGCCACUACGUCUGCCAGUGCAUACCCAACCACAUGAGGUCAGGGGAGUGGAACUGACAAAGCUGGCAUUACCAGCACUGGUGCCAAACUCUAGGGUCAAUGUACUGUAUCUGUAUGGUGGAAACGAGGCGGUGUGUUUGCAAUGUAGAGCCGGUAGAUGGAGGCUAGAAUAGGGGAAUGUUUUUUUAAUGAAUUCUCCUGAUAGGCCGCGAGGCUCUCCAUCGUCAGACCAGGGAACGUACAAUGAAGCACACAACGAUGCAGUCGUCUAUAUACUGCAGGUCAUGGUCAGAAUCAUGGACAUUAUUGACAUUGCCUCAGAUUCAUUAUGUGUGGCUGUUAAAAUGAAAAAAAAUAUUCAUUCCAUAAAAUGAAAUCAUUUUUAGAUUAUCUGACAUUGAUAUUUAUUGCAAGUGACCCUGCAGCUCUCCGAGAUGACGAUGACGUAACUGGGAAGAAACACCCUGACAUGAGAAGGAAGACAAAAGACUGAAAUGUAAAGCCCAUGCAUAUAUACUGUAUUGUACAAAACGUGUGACUGUAGUCAGUGGUGGCUGUGAAUGAAAAGUGUGUUUUUAAUGUCAUAUCCUAUUUGUAUUGUAUUUAAAAUACACGCUAUUGAUAAAAUAAAAUACAAACUUGAUUGGCUUUG
Messenger RNA from Oncorhynchus gorbuscha (pink salmon), 2533 nucleotides. RefSeq names its product vascular endothelial growth factor C-like. The record is from RefSeq and is a predicted model, not a curated record. Gene Ontology annotation, biological process: vascular endothelial growth factor receptor signaling pathway; response to hypoxia; sprouting angiogenesis. Bases 745 to 1938 code for a protein of 397 amino acids. The transcript has 7 exons. Gene Ontology annotation, molecular function: vascular endothelial growth factor receptor 3 binding; chemoattractant activity; growth factor activity. Lineage: Eukaryota; Metazoa; Chordata; Actinopteri; Salmoniformes; Salmonidae. Gene Ontology annotation, cellular component: membrane.